Molecule: messenger RNA, 2898 nt
Organism: Sapajus apella (tufted capuchin)
Lineage: Eukaryota; Metazoa; Chordata; Mammalia; Primates; Cebidae
Gene: OLFML3
Product: olfactomedin like 3
Exons: 3
Coding region: 1202-2422 (406 amino acids)
Biological process (GO): signal transduction
Source: RefSeq, a predicted model, not a curated record
CUGUGUAUCAGGCCAAGUCUGCCUUAUGGUGGCCAUUAAUUCAUUUUCUGCUCCUGCUGCCUUAGUUGGGAUAUAGAAGUGAGAAACACUCAGAAAUACCCUUUUGGGCCACAACCGAGAGAGAACCACUGUCUUUUCUCCCAGUAGUAGCGAGGUCAGAAUACAUUUAUUUUGAUUUAGAUUGCAACAUAUAUGUACAUACACACACACACACACACACACACACACAAUUUCAAUUCACCCCCUUCCCCGUAAGUGAAUGUAUAAUAAAUUAAUGUGAACUCACUGAACACUGCUCGGUUUUGGUGAGAGAAUAUACCUGGCCUCUUUCAAGCAAAGGAAAGCCAUGUAAAACAGUGCUGCUGUCAGCCUUACUUCCAGACAAUCAGUUAAUUUACUACGUCUCAAUGACCUGUUUUUUUUUUAAUCUGUUAUAUUUUCUUCCUUGGGCUAAAUCAGAUAUUCGCAUAGCCCCCAAAGUAGUAAUUGGAUAGUCUGGGGGGGCGGGAAAUCUGCAUUUUAGUUGUGAAAACCCCUGUAUUGGCUUGCUUUGUGGAAAAUUUUCCUCAUGGGGUGAAGUCUAAGCCUUAGUUUCUGUAUUAAUCAUGAGAGAUGACACUAGGUGCUUAGCACAAGGUGGCGCCAAUGAGCUUUAGAAGAAGUUGGGCUUGACCACUUGGGCCUUUUUUUUCCUGCUUCCUCCCCUCAAUCUCACCUCCCUGGCUUCCAGCUUCUACUGAACAAGGCAGAAAAUCCACUCUAUUAUUGCAGAGAAAGGGAAGGAUUAACGAAAGAUCUUAAGUUUCUUAAGACGUCAGCACUGGUGAAACUCUCCUAAAACAGGAAUGGCGUUUGCCGAGUUUUCUCUGGGGUCUCUGCUUCCUGCAGCUAGCUUCCCUGCUUGACUGCUCAGAAGGCCUCUGCCUUGGGGUUUCCAUCUCUUUCCCUUCCAGGGGAGCCUACAGCCUAGGCUGGAGGUGGUUAAGGAUUCUGGCUGCUGUGCAAUGGGGCCAUCUGUGUUUGAUCAAUCCUGGCGGGAAGGAGGGGGUGGGGGUUGUAAAGAGACUGAAAGCAUUCCAGAGUAGUGAGAGAGAUCCAGAGAUCAGGAGAGAAGGCCCCGCCCCCACCCCGCCUCCAAAGCUAACCCUCUGGCUUGAGGGGAAGAGACUGGCUGCACGUUCCUUCCACUCUCGGAGCUGCCAUGGGGCCCAGCACCCCUCUCCUCAUCUUGUUCCUUUUGUCAUGGUCGGGACCCCUUCAAGGACAGCAGCACCACCUUGUGGAGUACAUGGAACGCCGACUAGCUGCUUUAGAGGAACGGCUGGCCCAGUGCCAGGACCAGAGUAGUCGGCAUGCUGCUGAGCUGCGGGACUUCAAGAACAAGAUGCUGCCACUGCUGGAGGUGGCAGAGAAGGAGCGGGAGGCGCUCAGAACUGAGGCUGACACCAUCUCCGGGAGAGUGGACCGUCUGGAGCGGGAGGUGGACUAUCUGGAGACCCAGAGCCCAGCUCUGCCCUGUGUAGAGCUUGAUGAGAAGGUGACUGGAGGCCCUGGGACAAAAGGCAAGGGAAGAAGAAAUGAGAAGUACGAUAUGGUGACAGACUGUGGCUACACAAUCUCUCAAGUGAGAUCAAUGAAGAUUCUGAAGCGAUUUGGUGGCCCAGCUGGUCUAUGGACCAAGGAUCCACUGGGGCAAACAGAGAAGAUCUAUGUGUUAGAUGGGACACAGAAUGACACAGCCUUUGUCUUUCCAAGGCUGCGUGACUUCACCCUUGCCAUGGCUGCCCGGAAAGCUUCCCGAGUCCGGGUGCCCUUCCCCUGGGUAGGCACAGGGCAGCUGGUAUAUGGUGGCUUUCUUUAUUUUGCCCGGAGGCCUCCUGGAGGACCUGGCGGGGGUGGUGAGACGGAGAACACUUUGCAGCUCAUCAAAUUCCACCUGGCAAACCGAACAGUGGUGGACAGCUCCGUAUUCCCAGCAGAGGGGUUGAUCCCCCCGUACGGCCUGACAGCAGACACCUACAUUGACCUGGCAGCUGAUGAGGAAGGCCUUUGGGCUGUCUAUGCCACCCGGGAGGAUGACAGGCACUUGUGUCUGGCCAAGUUAGAUCCACAGACACUGGACACAGAGCAGCAAUGGGACACACCAUGUCCCAGAGAGAAUGCUGAGGCUGCCUUUGUCAUCUGUGGGACCCUAUACGUCGUCUAUAACACCCGUCCUGCCAGUCGGGCCCGCAUCCAGUGCUCCUUUGAUGCCAGUGGCACCCUGACCCCUGAACGGGCAGCACUCCCUUAUUUUCCCCGCAGAUAUGGUGCUCAUGCCAGCCUCCGCUAUAACCCCCGCGAACGCCAGCUCUAUGCCUGGGAUGAUGGCUACCAGAUUGUCUAUAAGCUGGAGAUGAGGAAGAAAGAGGAGGAGGUUUGAGGAGCUAGCCGUGUUUUUUUGCAUCUUUCUCCCAUACAUUUAUAUUAUAUCCCCACUAAAUUUCCUGUUCCUCAUUCUUCAAAUGUGGGCCAGUUGUGGCUCAACUCCCCUCUAUGUUUACCAAUGGCAAUCAAAUUCUUACAGCUCAUUUGUUUCAUACAGAACUCCAGACCCGGAGUAACCCUUUUAGCCCUAAAAGAGUCAAAAGCCUCAACGUUCACUCCUGUUCUCCUGGCCCAUGUCAAGAAAUUUCAGGCUAAGGGUGACCCAGACCCAGAGUGCUGACCUUGUAUGGGGCAGGCCCAGGGAGCAGGCAGCAGUGUUCUUGCCCUCAGAGGGACUUGGGGAGAGAGGGCUAGGAGAUGUCCAGCUCUGCCCUCUCUUCCUCGCUCCUCCCUUCAGUGUCCUGAGGAACAGGACUCUCUCCACAUUAUUUUGUAUUGCAACAUUUUGCAUUAAAAGGUAAAUCCACUACU